UGUCCCUUUCAAUGCACCGGUCCUUUUAGAUACAUCUCUCCUUUUCCAAUUUUUUCAGUUUUCACACCCAAUACAUUUCCAAAUUUAUUACGCUUUCAGAAAUCUCUCCGAUCCUUAACCUAUUUCAAAUUAGGUUUUUCAAAAAUUUCAAUCAACCCUAAAUGUGCGACAGUUGAUCUUCUAUUCCAUUCACGAUGCAAUUACUUGAAUGCUGGUUUCUCAUCUCCCAAAAUUUAAUCGUUGCAUCAUCAAUGUUAGUUUGAAGACGCGAUUUUGUUUCUGAAAUCACACUAGCAAAAGAGUCAUGGGAUGUUGUUGUUCGAGUUAUUCGAUUGUGGUUUGUGCCAGACAUGAAUUCGAAACAAAAGUAUUAUUCUAUAGAGAUGGUUCUAAUAGAUGAGAAGGGUUUCAAGAUACAAGCUUCUGUUCGUAAGGCUCUGUUGUCUCGAUUUGGGAUUGCCGCUAAUAUUGGAGGAUAUAGGACCACGAAACACCAAUUCAAGUUGAAUUUCCAGAGUUGAACUAUGGUUACAGAAAUUGUUGAUGGUCUUAUAACAAUAUCCCCUUACUCAUUUGUGUCCUUCUCAGAGAUCGUUGGGAAAAUUGAUAUGGACUACUUGAUUGAUGUUGUGGCCAUUUUGUCUGCUGUUAGACGUGAAAGGGUCUAUGAAAGGAAUGGUGUAACUACUAAGUUUAAGGAUGAAGUUUGAUUGUACAUUGUUUGGAUCAUAUGUUGAUGAACUUGAUGCAUACCUCAAAUAUGGUAACACCGACCCUGUUGUUGUUCUUGCUCAGUAUCUAAAAGUCAAAUUGUACAAUGGAAAGAUCCAGAUGCAGAAUACAAUGAACUGUACCAAACUGUUGUUCAACCCAAAAACACCCUAGGCAGAUUCUUUGAAGCUGAAACAUAACAUUGGAUCGCCUACUCAACCAUUUAGUUAUAUGAAGGAUGCUUCUAAGAUGAGUUUAGAAGAAGAUUUCUUAAAUCUGAGUCAACGCAAAACAAUUUAGGAACUAAAAGACUGUCAAGAUGUAAUUUUCAUUUUACUUUUAUUUCAUUUUUAUCCUUCCUUACAUGCUUGUUAUAUUAUAGGUUAAUUUGACAUUGUUGUUUGGUUUUUUAUGACUACAAAAUAUGGUUUGUGUUGUGUUAGUCACAAUCAAACAUGUUUCUAGUGGCAAUGAUUGGUGGUAUGCUGCAUGUGUCUGCAACAAGGGUGUUGCUGUAGACUCCAGAAGGUUAUUCUACCCAAAGUGUGACAAGCAUAUUUGGACAAUUGUCCCAAGGUUCCGUGUCAAACUCAGGGUAAUUGAUGAAACUGAUUCUGCUACUUUCGUACUUUUUGAUCGCGAUUGUUAUUUUCUGACCAAAAUGACAUGUUCUGGUUUGAUUGCUGAAAUGGAUCGGGAAGAGGAGCCAACAAUUGUGGCUAAAGUGAUUGGUGGUUUUGUUGAUCGAACAUUUCUGUUUAAGAUAGAUGUAAAAAAUGAUGUGACCUCUAGAUAUGAACAAUCUUUUCGCGUGAAAAAAGUUUGUGAUGACAAAGAUAUAAUUUCAAAGUUCAAAUCUGUUGCAAAGGUCGAUAAUACUCUAUUUCAGAAAUCUGUUGACGUUGAGGAUGAUUUGACUGCUGUUGUGGUACAAAGUGAUAUGCCUGCCGGUGAUAUUCAGGAUCUGAAUUCAGUUGUGAAGAAAAAUUCUGGCGUUGAAGAAGUUGCCAUCGGUUCUAAUGUUCAUAAUGAGUUGGUUAUUGGGGUAGCUUGGGAUUUGAGUUCAAAAUUUGAAAAUGAUGGCGCUGAGGAUAUUUGUGAAGACAAUCAUUCCGUUCCAGAACAUAAUGAAGUUGAUCAUGCAGAUUGUAAUUCUGUUAAGAGAGGAAUUUGAGAAGUUGCUAGAGUUGUCGAUGCAGGCGACCCUAGGAUUCUGAAAAACAUAAAGAUUGAGAAGAAUUAGUCUACUUGGUUCAUUCACUAUAGUUUUUUGAACUGUUGUUUUUUUUCUGUUUUGUUAAACUGUGGUGCACUUUGAAUUGUUUAGUUUAUCCUUGAUUUGGCUUUUUGUGGGAUUUGUUUAGCCCAUAAUUUGGUACUUCACUUUAAAUUAUGUUUACAUUGCUACUGUUAUUGAUUUUGAAUGCAGCCUUCAUAUUGUAACAUUGUGAAAUG
Molecule: messenger RNA, 2166 nt
Organism: Vicia villosa (hairy vetch)
Lineage: Eukaryota; Viridiplantae; Streptophyta; Magnoliopsida; Fabales; Fabaceae
Exons: 10
Coding region: 1136-1885 (249 amino acids)
Source: RefSeq, a predicted model, not a curated record